This is a messenger RNA of Schistocerca cancellata (South American locust), 2288 nucleotides long. RefSeq names its product telomeric repeat-binding factor 2-interacting protein 1-like. Gene Ontology annotation, cellular component: shelterin complex. The record is from RefSeq and is a predicted model, not a curated record. The transcript has 16 exons. Lineage: Eukaryota; Metazoa; Arthropoda; Insecta; Orthoptera; Acrididae. The coding region runs from base 96 to 1631 and encodes 511 amino acids. Gene Ontology annotation, biological process: telomere maintenance via telomere lengthening; regulation of DNA-templated transcription. Gene Ontology annotation, molecular function: telomeric repeat DNA binding.
UCGCAUUUAUGAAGCUCUCUGUAUUGUUGUUGUUUAUGUUAUGUUUUGAGCGCGGGAGAAUGAGGUGCAGUGCAUGGGUAAUGAAAUGAUAAUGCAUGACAGCUGACACUGUAUCAACGUUUUGUAAUAGUGACACCGAAAUGUUUGAAAUUACGUGCAGCACUACUCUCUUUACUGUUGGGACCUUUCCCAUGGUUUUCGUCUUGGAGGAAAAUGAUGAAAACAAAAUCAUCGCCCAAAUGAUCCAGCAUGGUGGUGGUUGCGUAGCUUCUUUAAGAGGACCAUAUGGCAUUUGCCUAUCAUCUCCUGAAAAUUUGCUGUUGUUACAAAAUGAAGCAGUUUUCUCCACUGAAUUCAUCAAGGACUGCUGUAUAGCCAAUAGGAUUUUGGAUAUAAAUCAGUACAGGUUAGGUGGUCCUUCCAGUUAUUCUGACAACUUCAAUGCUAUGAAGGUGCUCCUGAGGCAGUCUCACUGGCCAACACCUGCAGAAAGGGAUGAAAAUGACUCAGCUAAUACUGAUAGGCACUCAGAUUCUGAUACUACUGUGGAGUCUCAGAAUUCUAGAAGAAACAUGAGCUCACAUAGAAGCAGAACAUUCUCUGGAAAUGAAGAGAGAGAAAUUCUUCGUUACAUUGUAGAGAACAAGGAGAUUGGUCUCAUUUUGGGAAAUACUCUUUGGAAGAAAAUUGCACAAAAAAAGCUGCAGGGUCGAACAUGGCAGUCACUGAAGAAGCAUUUUCUGAAACACAUGUUGCCCAAUAUUACAAAGUAUACAUUUUUGUCUGUAACGGACAGACUUGAGUUUCAGAAACAUGGGAAGGUACCUGCAGACAGUCAUGAUGUAAUAAAUUCAGAAAGUAAACUACAAUCUGGUUCAUCAGUUCAAAAAACAAUCAGCCCCUGUGGAUCUUCUGUAAGUACUGAUGCCAGCAGUCUUGAAAGGGGCUGUGGUCAGAGGCUCCCAGAGAAACGUAAACCAUUCAGAAUCAUCAGAUUCCGUGAAUCUUCUGAAAGUGACAGUGAUGGUUGUCCAGGAAAUACAGACGAUCAGAGACUUCAAGAUAUAUGUCUGGUAAAUAGAUCUACCAGCUCACGGAUAUGUCAUGAGAACGAAGGUGGCAGAUGUUCCGGGAAACAGGAUGACCUGCAGCAGCUAGAGAAAAACAAAGCACAUACCAUAAAAAGGCGGCAGUUGGUCAUUAACAGUUCUGAUGAGAUGAAUUCAGGUAGUGAGGAGCAUCAUAGAGCUCCAAUUGUACAAAGAACAAAUAGAGAUCGGAGAAAAUCUCAAGAUAGUUCUUCAUCUGAUGACUGGUUUGCGGCAACGACUCAAGAGCGACAGAACGUGAAUGUCAAAGCCAUCAGUCAGACGUCUAAGAAGUUGAGGAAAAGACAUAGGGAAGAAUUUACUAUGGAAGAAGAAUAUGCCAUACUCACAUACCUCCAGAAGCAUAACAGGUUUAGUAAUACUGGAGGCAACGUUGUAUGGAAGAAUAUGGCAGCAACGGAGCCAGUGGGAAAUCGUCAUACAUGGCAUUCACUGAGGGAACGGUACCUGAAGAAGAUUGUGCCAAAUAUUAAUAAAUACAAUUUGCCAGAAGAAAUAGUGAGACGUAUUAAGUACAAGUGAAAUGCAGCAACCAGGAAACGGCACUGUGAAGAAAACUCUGAAACAUAUAAGCUUAAAACCAAUUUGGAAUGUUUGUGAUUGGAGAAAGAAGUUGAGGACUAUAAAAAAUAGUGCAAUAUUUAAAUUAUUUCAUUUGCCACAUAUUCUGAACAGAUACCCUUGCAGUUUGUAAGUGUGUGUGUGUGUGUGUGUGUGUGUGUGUGUGUGUGUUUGUGUGUGUGUGUGUGUGUGUGUGUGGUGGGGUGAGGUCUCUUGCCAAUUUUUGUUGAUAAUUUAUAAGUUUUAGUGUGCUUAAUUUUUAAAUUGGUCUUUUCAGAUGGCAUUAAAAAUCAGCUGCUCCUUUAUGUUUCCAUUUAUUAAAUUUUAAUGCUUAUCAAAUGUUGCUCCAUUUCUGAGCAUCAAUUUUUUUUGUUGAACUGUUUGUUUUUAACGAUUUUAACACAGAAGAUGAGAAUCUAUUUACCAGCUGCAGAAUAAGGAUUAAAAUUAGUUAUUGCAUUUUUUGUCAUGUUUGUGUGUCAGAGGCACAGAGACUGUGCAGAAAAUGUAGUAUAAGCUUUGGGAAAAGGAUAAAUGUAAAGGAUACACUCUCCCUGUAUAACAAAUCCGUCACAAAAGUACUGUCAUCAUUACUUAACAUGACAUUGUGAAAGACAG